Molecule: messenger RNA, 2316 nt
Organism: Jaculus jaculus (lesser Egyptian jerboa)
Lineage: Eukaryota; Metazoa; Chordata; Mammalia; Rodentia; Dipodidae
Gene: Mmel1
Product: membrane metalloendopeptidase like 1
Exons: 23
Coding region: 22-2316 (764 amino acids)
Biological process (GO): protein processing
Cellular component (GO): plasma membrane
Molecular function (GO): metalloendopeptidase activity
Source: RefSeq, a predicted model, not a curated record
AAGUCUGCGAGCCCAGUGGGGAUGGUGGAGCGAGCAUGUCAGUCUGGGCAGAAGCGCCCAGGCUUCCUGAAGGGGACGCUGCUACUGCUGCUGCUGCUGCUGCUGGUGACAGGAGCCCUGGUGGCCCUGGGCAUCCUCUACAGCAAAGGGAAGCAGCUGCCCAGCUGGCUGCGCUUCUCCCAGGAAGAAAGGACGGUUGUGAAACGAGCCAUCAAAGAGACCCCACAGACGAAUGAAGUCUGCACUACCCCCGGCUGCAUCAUGGCAGCUGCCAGGAUUCUCCAAAACAUGGACCCAUCCCAGAAGCCGUGCGAUGACUUCUACCAGUACGCCUGCGGAGGCUGGCUGCGGCGCCACGUGAUACCGGAGACCAGUUCCCGAUAUAGCAUCUUUGACAUCCUUCGGGAUGAGCUAGAGGUCAUCCUCAAAGGGAUGCUGGAGAAUUCCACUACCAAGGACCGACCAGCCGUGGAGAAGGCCAAGCUGCUAUACCGUUCCUGCAUGAAAGAGAGUGUGAUCGAGAAGCGAGACUCUCAGCCCCUGCUGAACAUCUUAGAGGUGGUGGGAGGCUGGCCGGUGGCCAUGGAUAAGUGGAAUGAGACCAUAGGUCCCACGUGGGAGUUGGAACGUCAGCUGGCCGUGAUGAACGCACAGUUCAACAGGCGUGUCCUCAUUGACCUCUUCAUCUGGAAUGAUGACCAGAACUCCAGCCGCCACAUCAUCUAUAUAGACCAGCCCACCUUGGGCAUGCCAUCCCGGGAGUACUACUUCAACGAGGGCAGCAACCAGAAGGUGCGGGAAGCCUACCUGCAGUUCAUGACGGCUGUGGCCACCAUGCUGCGGAAGGACCUGAACCUCCCCAAGGACAACAACUUGGUGCAAGAGGACAUGGCACAGGUGUUGGAGCUGGAAACACACCUGGCCAAUGCUACAGUUCCCCAGGAGGAGCGGCAUGAUGUCACCACUCUGUACCACAGAAUGGACCUGGAGGAACUCCAAGAGAAAUUUAACCUGAAGGGGUUUAACUGGACUCUCUUCAUACAAACUGUGCUUUCCUCUGUCCAAAUCGAGCUGCUGCCAGAUGAGGAGGUGGUGGUCUAUGGUAUCCCCUACUUGCAGAACCUUGAGGACAUCAUCAGCAUCUACUCAGCCAGGACCAUGCAGAACUACCUGGUCUGGCGCCUGGUGAUGGACCGCAUCGGCAGCCUGAGCCAGAGAUUCAAGGACGCCCGGGUGAACUACCGCAAGGUGCUGUACGGUACAACAGUGGAGGAGGUGCGCUGGCGGGAGUGUGUCAGCUACGUCAACAACAACAUGGAGAGUGCAGUGGGCUCCCUGUACGUCAAGGAGGCCUUCCCUGAGGACAGCAAGAACAUGGUCAGCGAGUUAAUCGACAAGGUGAAGGAUGUGUUUGUGGCCACCCUGGAUGAACUGGGCUGGAUGGAUGAGGAAUCCAAGAACAAAGCCCAGGAGAAAGCUAUGAGCAUUCAGGAGCAGAUUGGCUACCCCAACUACAUCUUAGAAGAGGAGAACAGGCACCUGGACGAGGAGUACUCUACUUUGAACUUUUCGGAGGACCUAUACUUUGAGAACGGUCUUCAGAACCUCAAGGCCAGUGCCCAGAGGAGCCUCAAGAAGCUUCGGGAGAAGGUGGACCAGAACCUCUGGAUCAUCGGGGCUGCCGUGGUCAAUGCAUUUUACUCUCCCAACAGAAACCAGAUCGUGUUCCCUGCUGGGAUCCUCCAGCCACCCUUCUUCAGUAAGGAGCAGCCACAGUCCUUGAACUUCGGGGGCAUUGGGAUGGUGAUCGGGCACGAGAUCACGCACGGCUUUGAUGACAAUGGUCGGAACUUUGACAAACAUGGCAACAUGUUGGACUGGUGGAGUAACUUCUCAGCCCAGCACUUCCGGGAGCAGUCAGAGUGUAUGGUCUACCAGUACGGCAACUUCUCCUGGGACCUGGCUGGCCAUCAGAAUGUAAAUGGACUCAGCACCCUGGGGGAAAACAUUGCCGACAAUGGUGGGGUGCGGCAGGCAUACAAGGCUUACCUACAGUGGAUGGCCGAAGGUGGCAAGGACCAGCUGCUGCCCGGACUGGAACUUACCUACUCCCAGCUUUUCUUCAUCAACUAUGCCCAGGUAUGGUGCGGGUCGUACCGGCCAGAGUUCGCCAUCCAGUCCAUCAAGACUGACGUCCACAGUCCCCUGAAGUACAGGGUGCUGGGCUCAUUGCAGAACAUGGACGCCUUCGCUGAGGCAUUCCACUGUCCCCAAGGCACCCCCAUGCACCCUAAGGAGCGAUGCCGUGUCUGGUAG